GUGGCAUUUAUGCUGCUAUCAUGGGCGUCAUUGAUGGUUCACAGCUAGGAUCAGCCAAACGCCUGCUAUGGUCACGGGGAGCUGAUCUUAUGUCAUGGCAGCCCGAGGCCUUUACUAGGUCUCUGUGGAUACCAUCACCGAUCUACCACUAAAAUGGUCUAGAGAAAACUCUGUAGUAUGGAUGAACCAAAAGAUCCGAUAGCAAUAGUUGGAAUAGGAUGCCAUUUCCCAGGGGGUGAAGGAAUUGACAACUUUUGGAAAGUUAUUGUUGAGGGAAAAAACUGUACCAUAGAGAUACCAGAGGAAAGAUUUAGUGUCCAACACUGGUAUGAUGCUGAAUCUGGGAAGACAGGGAAAAUAUGUACUACACGAGCUGCCAUUGUGGAGGGCAUUAACAAUUUUGAUCCUAAACCUUUCGGAAUCUACAAGUCUGAAGUGGAGAUUAUGGAUCCACAGCACAAACUACUGCUAGAAUGUACAUAUAGGGCUCUGGAAGAUGGAGGCUACCCAGCAGAAAGCAUCAGUGGAAGUGAUACCGGAGUAUUUAUAGGUCUCAUGAACAGGGAUGCGGAUACAAUUUACAAUAACUGUGCUGAUAAAAUUACUCAUUUACAUGGAACUGGAACAUCAACCUGCAUAGCUGCCAAUAGGAUAUCAUACUGCUUCAAUCUGACGGGCCCGUCUAUAUCAAUCGAUACAGCUUGUUCUUCUUCUCUGGUUGCUUUACAUUAUGCCUGCCAAUCCAUCAGACAAGGUGACUGUGGUAUGGCGAUUUGUGCAGGAGUCAGCUGUAUUAUUGAACCUCGUGUCUUUGUUGCACUUACUCAAGCAAAGAUGAUUUCUCCAGAAGGGACAAGUAAACCAUUUUCCAAUAAAGCAGAUGGAUAUGGAAGAGGAGAAGGAUGUGGUGUUGUUCUCUUAAAACCUUUAAAAAAGGCUAUUGAUGAUUACAACAAAAUCUGGGGAAUAAUAUGUAAAACUGCAGUUAACCAAGAUGGACGGUCAGUGUCGCCAAUCACUAAACCAUCUCAACAUCAACAGGAGAAAUUAUUGCAUCAAAUCUAUAAAGCCAUUGAUCCAUGUUCUGUGCAGUACGUUGAAGCUCAUGGUACUGGAACACCAAUUGGUGACCCAACAGAAGCAGCCAGCUUAGGAAACAUGAUUGGGAAAAAGCGCCCCAUUGGAAUGAAGCCUCUGAAGAUUGGGUCAGUAAAAGGGAACAUUGGUCACACUGAAUCUGCCGCUGGGGUUGCCGGGCUGAUUAAAGUUCUUCUCAUGAUGCACCAUGAAAUGAUUCCUCCAUCUCUACAUUAUUCAAAGGAAACUGGCAUCAAAAUCAUAGAGGAAUCGAAUCUAGAAAUUCCCACCAGCCCUGAAAAAUGGCCAGAGGAGGCAGCGUUUGGAAGAAUGGCAGGAAUAAACAGCUUUGGGUUUGGAGGAACUAAUUCACACACUGUUGUUAAACAGUACAAAUACAAAUAUCCCCAAUAUCAUUCCAAAAGACCGGUAGAACUUUAUAUAAUGUCCGCAGCCUCCAGCAAAUCCCUUCACCUUUCUAUUGAAGAUACACAUGAAGUGAUAAGCAAGACAACAUCCUUAACCCUGGAGAACCUGGUCUACACAGCCGCCUGCAGAAGAAGUCACAGUAAUUACAAAUACAGAGCAGGAUUUCUGGCCUCUUCUAUAACUCAGCUACACCAACAGCUUCAGACUAUGAAAAAAGAUAUCGCUCCAGCGAAAUCGAAUCCCCACAUUGUAUUUGUGUUCUGUGGGAAUGGCGUCCUUCAUAGAGGCAUGUGUAAGAUGUUACUAGAAAUCGAGCCAGUGUUCAGACAGAAGUGUGUAGAGAUAGACAUGAUGAUGAGAGUUUACACUUCCCUGUCUGUGGUACAGUUGUUGGAGGAAGAGUUUGAUGAUUUCUCACGGCCGGAUGUGGCACAGCUGCUUCUCUUUACAAUUCAGGUGUCAUUGGUCACUUUACUGAGAUACUGGGGGGUGAAGCCAGAUUGUAUUUUGGGACAUUCAGUUGGAGAAGUUGCUGCAGCUCAUUGUUCUGGAAUUCUUUCACUAGAAGAUGCAAUAAAAGUCAUUUAUUACAGGAGCGCACUGCAAUGUAAGGUCACCGGAGGAAAAAUGUUGGUGGUUGGGAAUAUUAUGGUUACCGAAGUGUCAGAUUUAAUUGCAUCCUACAAAGGAAAAGCUUGUAUUGCUGCUUAUAACAGUCCUACCUCAUGCACAGUAUCUGGAGAUGGUGAGACAAUAGAUCAAAUUAAUACAAAACUGUCUAAAGAUUACAGUUCAUAUAAUGUAUUUCUCCAUGUACUUGAUGUCCCUGCUGCGUACCACAGCCCCAUGAUGGAUCCUAUAUUGGAUGAGGUAAAAGAGACACUGAGGGAUUUACAAGAGCAAAAUAUGAAAAUUGAUCUUAUAUCAACAGUGACGGGUAAGUCAGCAUCCAAAGAAGAUUUCACCACUGGUGAUUACUGGGCUAAAAAUAUCCGUGAACCAGUUUGCUUUGAAAAAGCUGUCGAAGCUUCAGCAAGAGAUAAAGAAAACAUUGUGUUUAUUGAAAUAGGACCCCGGAGAGCACUACAAAGAAACAUAACUGAAACUUUAGGACCCAAAACAACAGUAUAUCCUGUUAUACAGCCCAAAAAAGAGCAUGAGACCAUCUUUUCUUUGCUGAUAUCACUUUUUACACAAGGAUACAAUCCUGACUGGUGUCAUGUUUUUGAGGCAUAUAAAUCUGCUCCCUCAACAAUUCCGAGAUAUCAAUUUGAUCACAUCAAGGAAGACAUUAAAUAUGAAAAAAUCAGAAACCAAACAACAUCACGUCCCAACCAUCCCUUAAUUCAUAGCAUGAGUGACGAUUUCACGGAGUUCAGCUGUAAACUCUCUAAAGAAAUUACACCUUAUGUCUAUGAACACAAAGUUUUGGGGGCGGCCAUUAUUCCGGGGGCUUUUUAUGUAGAGCUUGCACUGGCAGCUGCCGCUACCAGCUUCAAACCCAAAUUACCAUUACAUUCUCUAAAAGUAAGUGUAAACUUCCUGAAACCUUGUGUUCUUCACCACAAUACUAUAGACCUGAAUGUGAAAUUUAACCAAGAAGACCAGGUUACUCAUUUUGAAGUUCUAACAUCACAUGUCUUUGCAACUGGGAAAAUAGAAAAAAAUAACCACACAAUAGACACAAGCAAAAGGAUCUUGGUUGAACAGAUUUUUCAAAGAUGUACUUCUGUUGUCAAGAAACAAAAGAUUUAUGAGAUGCUCUAUGCAGCUGGCUUUGAAUAUGGGGAGGCUUACGAACAGCUGGGCGAUGUUCAUUCUGGAAAAGAUCUUAAAGAAAUAAUUGGAAGGGUAAAAGUACAAAAAGAAAUCCGAGAUACAAUGUAUGAGUACCACAUACAUCCAGUCAUUUUAGACAGUUUUCUCCAAAUAGGGGUUUGUUUUAAUUUUGUUGCAGAGGACUCUGUGCGUAUGUUGCCAUCUUUGAUAGGAGGCCUAACAAUUCUACAGCCUAUGCAAGAACAAAUGAUCAUUUAUAUGAAAUUAGUAAAAACCACAGAGAAAUACUUUGAGUUAUGCGGAUGUUUUACAGAUAAUAAUGGUUUAGUUCUAGUAGAAAUAAAAAAAUUUAGAAUAACAUUUGUAAAACAAACAGUUAACAAAGAAAACAAUUUUUUUUUCCAAGCUGAAUGGAAAAAGUCUUCCCAGUCCAAGCCUACUACAAAACAAGAGGCAAAUAUGGUAGUUUAUUCUGACAAUCUGGGAAUAGGGGAAAAAUUAUCAACCUAUAUACAGAAUGGACUAAGCUACAUUACCUUCAACAACUGGGAUACAGAAAUUCCAACACUUAAAAUUCUUAACAGUCAAUGUAAUGAUGUUGUGUUCAUGUGGGGAAUCCACAGACUUCCUGACGAUAGUUCAGAAAAUCUAACACAAGUUCUUGCAAAGUGUUGUGAAGUCUAUCGACAGCUAAUUUUAGCAGUCAGAGAAAGGUCCUCUAAACCUGCUAUCAGGACAGUGACGUUCAAAGCAGUUGGAAAAACAGUGGAUCACAUUAAUCCUGGAUUCGCACUGGUGGGAAUGACAAGAGCGUGCCUUAUCGAAAUACCUGAAUUGAAAUUUCAGCUUAUUGAUAUUUCUUCAUCAAGCACCCAAGAUAUGGCGGCAUUAGCUCAAGUUCUUCUUCAUUAUGAUCCCAAUAAUUAUCCUGAGAUCUGGAUCAAUGAUGGUUCUAUUUACACUAGUGAAAUCAUUGUCACUGACACUAAAAAGAGAACAUGGCAAACAGAAACCUUACAGAAAUCUGAUAGUUUUACCCUUUACUCUUCAGAGCCCUACAACAUAAGUGAGAUAUCUGCGGAACAAACAGUCUUUCCAUUUUCUGGGUUAAAGAGCAAAGAAAUAGAGAUCAAUAUUGACAGAAUUUGCGCUCACACAGAAGAUUACUUUCCUGUGAGUCUUUCAAAUUGGAAAUAUGGCAGUGCUUCUUAUUUUACAAAAAGCGAAAAGCAUGAGCUCAUUGCUCUGGAUUUUGCUGGUAUUGUGGUUGCAGUUGGGAAGGAUGUGAAGAAAAUUCAAGUUGGGGAUCGAGUUGCAGUGUGUUAUCCAACAAUUGCAACCUCCAAAGUGAAGCUUUCUGAGGAUGUUUGCUACUUAAUCAAAAAAGCUCCAGCAUUGAGAAAUUCUCCAUGUAUUUCAUUCUUUGUUUUAGCCUGGGAAAUAUUGCACCACCAACUACCACGUGCAAAAAAUAAACCAAAACUAACAAUAGUCUCUUCAGAUGCAAAGUCCAUUUUAUGCAGAGUUUUAUGCAAGACAGCAGAGCGAACAGGCUGGGAAGCUACUAUAUCCAAUGGGAAUAUGAUAACUGACAAAAAGUGUGCUGCCAUGGUUGUUCUUCCUACAGUUGAAGGCAUCUCUAGAGAAGCACUCACCGAGUUACCUCUUCUUAAAAAUGUUGUUGUUCUAUCAGACCAGAAAAAUGUAAAAAACGUGAUACUGAACGCCAGGCAAGAUGUUCAUGUUCAUCUGCUUGAUCUUGCUGUUGUGUUUCACCAGACAUAUCUACAACAGUUUGCAAAGGACUUACAUAAAUGGUUGUACUCAAUGUCAUCUGAAUUAGUCAUUUCAAAACUGAUAAUUCAACCCUCACAUAAUAAAUCUAACUAUAACAAUACAUUGUGUAGCUAUGCAACAGCCCAGGCCAUACCACUUAUUGAGCUAGAUAAUGGUAUAAUCUCAAGGAUCUCUGGGUCAUCACCCAAUCUAAGACUUUUUAAGCACUGUGGAGUUUACAUAGUCACAGGUGGUCUAACUGGUCUUGGGUUUGAGACAGUGAAAUUCAUUAUACAGAAUGGCGGAGGCAAUGUUGUGAUUUUGUCCAGAAGAAAUCCAACUCCUGAAAUGGAAAAGGAAAUCGGUGAGACUGAAAAUGAAAAUGAACAUGCUAAGAUAGUUACACUGCAGUGCAAUGUUACCAGUUAUACUGAAGUCAUAAGAGCUAUAGAUUCAAUCAAAAAAAUAUUCCCAAAGAUUCCAAUAAGAGGCGUCUUUCACAGUGCAGUUGUCCUUUAUGAUGGGAUUUUGCAGAACCUUAAUUUGUCACUUUUUGAGAAAGUACUAAGUCCAAAAGUAGAUGGAGCUGUAAAUCUCCACCGUGCCACAUCGGACAUUAAACUAGACUACUUUGUUUGCUAUUCGUCUAUUGCUUCAUUUGUUGGAAAUCCAGGACAAGCAAAUUAUGCUGCUGCCAACUCCUUUCUAGACACAUUCUGUCAAUACAGAAGGAAUAUGGGACUUUGUGGACAGUCAAUAAGUUGGGGAGGCCUCAAUCUUGGACUAUUACUUAACCAACACCAAAUUCACAAACUCCUACAGUCAAAAGGGAUAUUUCUUUUGAAUACCAAGGAAAUUCAUGAGAAUCUAAAGAAAUGUCUUUUAAUAAACAACACCCACCAAGCAAUUGCCAAGUUUGACUUUAAAACUAUGUCCAGUACUUUAAUUUCAUUCAUACCAGGACUAAAGAAGCGGCUCUAUAAUGUUGUAACAGAAGAGUUGAGAAAUUCUGAACAAACACCAAACAGGAAUGAGUUCUCCAACCUUAAUAAGGAAUCCUGUGAUGACUAUGUGUUGUCAGUAAUAACUGAACUCACAGGUGUCAGUCCCAGUGAAAUCACUCCAAGUACGGUUCUUAACUCUGUUGGUAUUGACUCGAUGUUGGCAAUGACAUUACAAAGUCGUAUCUUCAAAGAGAUGAAUGUAAACAUACCACUGGUCAAGCUUUUGGAUCCGAACACAACAAUCUCAAUGUUGGUCAUGAUUCUUAAAGAAAACACUGGUAAUGACAAAGAAAAUGGGAGUAAAAUAAUAGAGGAAACUAGGCUGUGAUAUGAAUAAUAUCUUCAUAUACUCUAAUAGGAGUUAAAUCUUAAAUUGUAUCCAAACCUAUUAUGAAAUUUAAAGGAAGUAAAUAUUAUUAUUCACCCAUUUUACAGUGGCUCCAAUUAUUUUUGCGCUCUGAAACUUUGCCAUGAUAAUAAAACCUUAUCUGUAUAUUGUCUUAUGUACAAAAAAUGCUUCUUUGUUUUUCAGUGUGCUCUUUAUGUGAGAAAUUAUAUACUUAUUCAUUAUGUACUUCUAUACAUCUGUAGCAGGCAAUACCAACAUAAGCAUUUAUUACAGUGUCUUAACUUUUGAGUCUUUCCAUUUAAAGGAGUUGUCCAGUGUAGAACACUUAACCCCUAUCCUAAGGAUAGGCGAUAAGUUUCAGAUUGUGGAGGGUCCAACCGCUGGGACCCGGUUCGCUAGCCAGAGAGCGUGUGCCGACCAUUGCACGAAGCGGCGGCUGACACGCCCCCUCAAUACAGCACUAUGGCAGAGCUGAAGCGCUGUCUUCGGCAAUCUCCGGCUCUGCCAUAGCGCUGUAUUGAGGGGGAGUGUCGGCCACCGCUUGAUGCGGUGGUUGGCACGCGAUCUCUGGCCAGUGAGCCGGUGCCCCGUACAGGGGAUCGCGGGGGGCCCCAGCGGUCGGACCCCCCGCAAUCUGAAACUUGUUCUACACUGAACUACUACUUUAAGCAGAUGUUUCAUGUAUUAGUAUAUUAUAUUAUAUAUUUCUUUGAAUUCUGUUUGUUAAUGUGCAUAUCAUAAUUGUGAAAAUCUAUUUCAUGUCAAUCGUACUGACCCACAGAAUAAAGCUGUAAUGUUAUUUUUAUGGUAUUAUAAACGGCAUAAAUUUAAAAUGUAAAGAAUAAACGACAAAAUAAAAAUUUUUCCAUUUUACAAAAAAAAAAAAAACUGACUGAACUUUUGAGUUUUACGUUUUCCUUUGAUUCCUUUGUUAAUAUAUAUCCAAUUCUGUAAAUUCUGCUUAUGUAUAAAUCAUAAAUGUUAGAAUCUGUUUUGUGUCUACAAUCUUACUUAUUACCUCACUAAAUGUAAUAUAUAUUAAAUUGCUUUACCUGUGAUCUUGAUUCUGGUGCUCAAUAGUUAUAAAGUCUAAUUAAUAAAAAUUAUUUUGGU
Messenger RNA from Hyla sarda, 7527 nucleotides. RefSeq lists its product as uncharacterized. The transcript has 7 exons. Bases 178 to 6393 code for a protein of 2071 amino acids. The record is from RefSeq and is a predicted model, not a curated record. Gene Ontology annotation, biological process: fatty acid biosynthetic process. Gene Ontology annotation, molecular function: fatty acid synthase activity; 3-oxoacyl-[acyl-carrier-protein] synthase activity. Lineage: Eukaryota; Metazoa; Chordata; Amphibia; Anura; Hylidae.